Messenger RNA from Gongylonema pulchrum, 810 nucleotides. The record is from the annotation of a GenBank genome assembly. Lineage: Eukaryota; Metazoa; Nematoda; Chromadorea; Rhabditida; Gongylonematidae.
AUGCCUGCUCCAAAGAAAAAACUUCACGAAUUGGCGGCAGUUGUACCCGAGAAAACAGUUAUCACGGAUAGCCGUAAACAACGAUUUAUUGUCGGCAAAGAAUUCGCGCGUGGUGGUUUUGGACGCAUUUACACGGCAAAACAAGAAGACAGCAGGGAAUACGGAAAGGAUGGAUCAUUGGCGUUAAAAAUUGAGCCGCACGGAAACGGCCCGCUGUUCACAGAAAUUACAGUGUUUCAGCGAAUUUUGAUGCCGGAAAAGCUCACUGAAUGGUCCAAACAGAAUAAAGUUAGCCACGUCGGUUUACCGCCAUAUAUCAGUAGUGGUUUAUACACACACAAUGGCGAGAAAUUGCGAUUUUUGAUUAUGCCACGUUAUGAAAAAUCGUUAGAAACAUAUCGAACAUCAAAUGGUGGUACACUGGACAUGCAUGUGGUAUUAUCUGUAGCAAAACAGUGCAUCAAUUGCUUGUCCUAUAUGCAAGAUCACGACUAUGUUCACGGUGAUUUGAAAGCGGACAAUAUCCUUUUGGCUUCUGCGAAUACAUUUUCCAAGUGCUUCUUGGUUGAUUUUGGGCUUGCAAAAAUGGCAAAAGGAAAUGUUGAAAAGCCUGACAAAAAGAGAGCUCACAACGGAACACUUCUGUUCACAUCACUUGAUGCGCAUCGUGGUUGCGCUCCUUCAUACAGAGGUGAUCUAGAAAUACUGGGCUAUAACAUUCUUUAUUGGCUGUGUGGCACAUUGCCCUGGCAAAAGCUCACUGAGAAACCAGAUGAGGUAAAAAAACCAUUUUUUGUCGUUUUAACUUGA